GUGAAGGGUGGUGGGAUCCGUCUUUCCUACAGCAAGAACCCGCUUGGUGUUCGCACUCCGACCAAUGCGACAGGCUCGUCGACGUCUCAGCAGAAUGGGUUGCCUGCGUCAGGCGGAGCAACCAUUCUAGCGGAGGCUUUCCAGCCGAAGUUGACUGAGCUAGACACUGGGAUCCACCCUCGCGUUGACACGUCUGGCAUCACAUCGCCUUCAUCGUCCUCAUCUUCUUCUGCUUACCACUUCAGUGUGUCUCCGCCACCGCCGCGUUUUGUUUCCCCGCCUCCCGCAUAUCCUCGUGCGGCCAGUGGCCAGGGCUUCGGAUAUCCACCGCCGUCCAACAUGACGACGACAAACUCACCGACGCCCACGUUCUCUCCUUUCGGCAUUUCUCCCUCUCCUAUUGGUAGCAGCAUUCACAACAACCCGAUACCCGAGAGCAUGAACUUCAUCAAUAGCAGCAACGGCAAUCACCUCAUGAGCACUUUCUCCGACAUCACCGAGCACCCUCCCACGCACUCACCGUCUCUUGAUGGUCACUAGAGGUGGGCGGCUCGGCGUACACACCAAUUAUAUAUAACCCACCCCAUGUAUCAGCCUCCCUCCUACAUCGACGACAUAUGAACACCAUACAUCUCACCUCGAUCUCGCUCGCAUAUCUUCACGCUUUCUGAAACCCCUUUGCUUCUCGUUCACAGCUCCUCUCUUCUUCCCCUGGCGGACAAUUUGGCUCGUGACACAGUCUCAGUAUUCUUUUCUCUCUAUCUUUCCGCGCGCUUCGUCUUAUCUAUCUAUCUCAGCCUUUGUGCACAAAUCCACUUGAUAAUUCACAUUGUCAUAUACGUCUGCUAAACCAACCGUAUCCAUACACACCCAUCCCUCAUCGUAACGUUUAUGUUCCCCUUCCGUCUUCUUUUCUCUGUCUUUCUGGCUGUUUCUGACACUAUACUUGGAGCCACACCUGUCGUAAUUCUACCAGCUCUUACCUUUGUCCCUCCCUCUCCCCUUCCUUCGUCCCCGUCUCGCUCACGUUUUCUUCUCUAUACCUUACGCUCACAUCCGUACGUGCCUAUAUUUUGUCCACCCACCCUGUCCCCUGUGUCUGCUCGCAAUAACCCUGUUCUAUCUGCCAUUCUGAAUCAACGAUGCUUUAUUAUUCCUCAUCAUGACUCCAUACGCACAUAUACUUCCGCAGACUUCUCAUUUCGCCUGCGGUCGAGUCAACCCUCAGUCCAGUUACUCUUUGGUCCCUUGUCUUCUUUUGUUUUUUUUGCUUGUUCGCAUACCUCGCACGCACGUAUGCACGCUUGCACGCUCAAAUGCUGAUGUCCUCCUGCUAGUAGUAACUGCUACCCUCCUAUUUAUCUCCGUCCGUACCUCCAAGCUACCCCCGACCACCCCUUCCCCACCUUUCUCACUUUGCUAGGCCUAAUAGGCACAUCGAAGCGCACCGCAGCCCUUUUUUCGCCCCGAGUACACUUCCUCGAUGGCUCUUCCGCGCAGGGUUACAUGUAUAAUUACUCCGUUGAUUGAACACUGUGCUUGCUUGCCGUUU
Messenger RNA from Heterobasidion irregulare TC 32-1, 1552 nucleotides. RefSeq lists its product as uncharacterized. Lineage: Eukaryota; Fungi; Basidiomycota; Agaricomycetes; Russulales; Bondarzewiaceae. The record is from RefSeq and is a predicted model, not a curated record. Bases 892 to 1323 code for a protein of 143 amino acids. The transcript has 2 exons.